AAGCUAUCUUUCUUUCUUUUUAUUUUAACAACUAGUCAUAAUGAAAGGACGGAUUGGCAGUAACUCACCAACUGAGAGUCGCUCGCCUCUCAACAGCUCAAACAAAAGCGAAAGUGCUUCACCUCCUCAUCCCAUAAUAUUCGUACCUGCCCAACAAGACUCUCCACCUCUCCGGUCACCUACUACUCAUAAGGGCGAACGAGAUAUCCCUAGAGCUGGACCUAUCAAUCGUUUAAAAAAUGCUCCUAGAGAUCAGAUACCAGUUAGUAAAUCACCCAGACGUCAAAAGUCUUCUCGCUUUCAUGCCAAAGAUAAAGUCCAACUGGAGCGUACACCUGCAUUUCAUGAAAUCCCACCUCAUCUAAGACAUGAUCUUUUGUUACAAAAGCUACGUCAAUGUAUGGUGAUUUGCGAUUUUUCAGAUCCUUCCACAGAACUCAAUGAAAAGGAAAUUAAGAGGCAAACAUUGCAGGAAAUCCUUGAAUAUAUUGGCAACAAUGUGGGUGUUUUGACAACAGAAGCACCUUACUCAGAGAUCGUCAAACUGUUUUCUAUCAAUUUGUUUCGUACGAUUCCACCUCAAGUGAAUCCUACAGGAGAUGCAUAUGAUCCAGAAGAAGAUGAGCCUGUCUUGGAACUUGCUUGGCCACAUCUACAAAUUGUUUAUGAACUCUUUUUGCGGUUCUUAGAAUCACCCGACUUUAAUAUCAAUUUUGGUAAAAGAUAUAUUGAUCAAAAGUUUAUUUUGCAGCUUCUUGAAUUGUUUGAAAGUGAAGACCCCAGAGAAAGAGAUUUUCUAAAGACAACACUACACCGUAUUUAUGGCAAAUUCUUGAACCUUCGUGCAUUUAUCCGUCGAUCCAUCAACAACAUCUUUUUCCAGUUUAUUUAUGAAACAGAGCGUCAUAAUGGUAUUGCUGAACUAUUAGAGAUUUUGGGUAGUAUUAUCAAUGGAUUUGCAUUACCGCUUAAGGAAGAACACAAACUUUUCUUACGACGUGUCUUGAUUCCUCUUCACAAAGUCAAGUCUCUUGUCUUGUAUCAUCCACAGCUGGCUUAUUGUGUAGUACAAUUCCUGGAAAAGAAUCAUGCACUAGCUCCAGAAGUUAUCACAGGUCUAUUACGAUACUGGCCAAAAGUAAACAGCCCUAAAGAAGUGAUGUUCUUAAAUGAAUUGGAAGAAAUCUUGGAUGUGAUUGAUAAUACUGAAUUUCAGCAAAUCAUGGUACCUUUGUAUAUUAAACUAGGUCAAUGUGUAUCAAACACACACUUUCAGGUAGCAGAGCGUGCAUUGUAUUUCUGGAACAAUGAAUACAUUGUAAGUCUGAUGGCAGAGAACAUGAAUGUGAUUAUGCCCAUUAUAUUCCCCACAUUGUACAAGACAUCAAAAACACAUUGGAAUAAGACCAUCCUAGGCUUAGUCUACAACGCAUUGAAGCUGUGCAUGGGUAUUAACCCUGAAUUAUUUGAUGAAUGCGCAAAUCAAUACAAGUAUCAAAGACAAAUAGAAAGAAAAAGACAAAGGGAAAGAGAAGAGAACUGGAAAAUUUUGCAACGAAAAGUAUCUGGCACGACUUCUGUCACAAUCACAACAAGCACAGAAGACAUGUAUAACUUUUCUUUCCCCAACAAAAUCAGUACAGAUGAUGAUGAUGAUGAUGAUGAUGAAGAAUAUCAAGAAGACUUUGAUAUCAUGACAGACGAAGAAACAGACACUGAAUUGGAACAUGCAAAUCAACAUGAAGAACAACACGAUGUCAUUCGCCCGGAUAUGCAACAAUUCAGUCCAAACCAGCAACAAUUCCAGCAGUUUAGACGAAAAUCUAUUAUACCCGUUGAUGAAACUGUCUUCAAUGAAUUAUCCCGUCAUGUUAGUUUAGAUGAAGUCAUGAAUCAAGCUCCAGGUGCUUCUUCUGCUUGUAGCAGUCCAAUAGAUAACAGCAGUAGUAAUAAUUAAUCAAGCAAUACUCCUCUCUUUUUCUUUAGAUUUCCUUUUUCUUUUUUUUUUGAGAUAAUAAUAAAAAAGUGUUCUACUAGCUUU
Gilbertella persicaria is the source of this 2041-nucleotide messenger RNA. Its product is annotated as phosphatase 2A regulatory B subunit-domain-containing protein. The record is from RefSeq and is a predicted model, not a curated record. Gene Ontology annotation, cellular component: protein phosphatase type 2A complex. The transcript has 10 exons. Gene Ontology annotation, molecular function: protein phosphatase regulator activity. The coding region runs from base 41 to 1957 and encodes 638 amino acids. Gene Ontology annotation, biological process: signal transduction. Lineage: Eukaryota; Fungi; Mucoromycota; Mucoromycetes; Mucorales; Choanephoraceae.